Melanotaenia boesemani (Boeseman's rainbowfish) is the source of this 556-nucleotide messenger RNA. RefSeq names its product ribosomal protein L22-like 1 (gene rpl22l1). Gene Ontology annotation, molecular function: RNA binding; structural constituent of ribosome. Gene Ontology annotation, cellular component: ribosome. The record is from RefSeq and is a predicted model, not a curated record. Lineage: Eukaryota; Metazoa; Chordata; Actinopteri; Atheriniformes; Melanotaeniidae. The transcript is spliced from 4 exons. Bases 91 to 483 code for a protein of 130 amino acids. Gene Ontology annotation, biological process: cytoplasmic translation.
UGACCAUAUUUGGAAAGGGCGUUCCAGGGGCACGCCGUACGUCACCUCUGCGUCACGUCCGCUUUUCCCUUUCCAGUUCGAGCUCUCAACAUGGCGCCGCAGAUCAAACAGAGGAGGCCAGCUGUUGGCAAGAAGUCCAAAAAGGGAGCUUCAUGGAAGUUCACCUUGGACCUGACCCACCCUGUAGAGGAUGGGAUCCUGGACUCUGCAAACUUUGAAACCUUCCUCAAAGAGAGGAUCAAGGUGAACGGAAAGACGGGGAAUCUAGGUAACAUUGUCCAGGUUGGCCGCCUGAAGAACAAGAUCAAUGUCACGUCAGAGAAGCAGUUCUCUAAAAGGUAUCUGAAAUACCUGACAAAGAAGUACCUGAAAAAGAACAAUCUUCGUGACUGGCUGAGGGUUGUGGCGUCUGACAAGGAGACUUAUGAGCUGCGUUACUUCCAGAUCAGUCAGGACGACGAGGAGUCGGAGGCAGACGAGUGAUGAGCAGCAGCAGCAUGAAAUGACUGUCUGUCAUCUGGAGAAUAAAUGUGGGGAAAAAAAACAACCUGUCUUU